Marmota flaviventris (yellow-bellied marmot) is the source of this 750-nucleotide messenger RNA. Its product is annotated as coiled-coil domain-containing protein 70-like. Lineage: Eukaryota; Metazoa; Chordata; Mammalia; Rodentia; Sciuridae. The record is from RefSeq and is a predicted model, not a curated record.
AUGGAUAGCUCUGAAUCAAAAAGGAUAAAUAAAAAGAAGAUACUGCAGUUGUUUUCCCCUUUCUGCUCUUGUGCCCGAGAACCAAGUCAAGUCAAACAGGAAUCUCCCGAAGUGGGAAAGAAUCUUUGGAAAGCUAACCGCGCGUCCAGAGAGGAGAACAACAUUUUCAGGGAGGACAACAAGUCCCUCUGGAGAGAAAACAAAGCUCUCAGAGGGGAGAGCAAAGCCUUUCGAAGGGACAACAAGUUAAUCCGGGAGAGGAACCAGCUCCUGCAGGAGGAAAACCAGGUACUCUGGGAGCUUAAAAAGACCUCUCUGGAGAAACAGAAAUCAUCUAGAGAAAAUGUCAAGGCCUUGAACACUCAGAGAAAAUCAAGUCGGCAACAGAAACGAGCCCGUGAGGCCCAGCUCAAGGCCCUCAAGCAGCAGGAGAUCGCCUUCCAGAACGAGGCCAAAGCUCUGGACGAAGAAAUGAGGUCUCUGAACCAGGAGAUCAGGGCCCUGCACCACCAGAAGAAAGCCAUCAACAUGGAGGAACAGGCCCUGGUGAAGGAGGGGAUUGCACUUGGGAAGGAGGAAGAGGCCCUGUGGAAGGAGGAGCGGGCCCUGCGAAAGGAGAACAAGGCUCUGAGAGAAGAGCACAGCGCUCUUGAGGAGGAGGAGAGAGCCCUGCAGGAGGAGGCCCUACUCCUUCAGUCGUGGUACAACUUUCUUCAGAAAAGUGAGCUCAACAGCACAACAAUGAAAUAG